Molecule: messenger RNA, 495 nt
Organism: Anneissia japonica
Lineage: Eukaryota; Metazoa; Echinodermata; Crinoidea; Comatulida; Comatulidae
Exons: 3
Coding region: 1-486 (161 amino acids)
Source: RefSeq, a predicted model, not a curated record
AUGUGGAUUAAGCCUUGGCUUGAGAGAAGAAAUGAAUUGGGAGCAUGCGAGACACUAAUGAGAGAGCUAAGAUCGGAAGUUAGGAAGGGGUUUGAGAAUUAUAUAAGAAUGGAUUACAUGCUAUUUGACCAUUGGUUGGAACUUGUGGGACCUACUAUUAGCAAGAAGGAUACCAACUUGCGGGAAGCGAUCCCAGCACAUCACCGUUUAAGUGUAACAUUGCGGGUCCUGGCUACUGGAGAAUCUUACACAAGCUUGGCCUAUCAACAUAGGGUUUCGAAGCAGUCUCUCAGCAGGUUAAUUCCUGAAGUAUGCGAGGCAAUCUACAAUAGCCUAAAAGAUGAGUACAUGAAGAUUCCGUCAACACAAGAUGAGUGGACGAAAGUUUCCAAUGAUUACUUCCAAAAAUGGCAGUUUCCAAAUUGUAUUGGGUCCAUAGAUGGAAAACAUAUCAGUAUGCAGUGUCCUCCAAAAUCCGGUUCCUAAGUAAUUACA